Molecule: messenger RNA, 4754 nt
Organism: Labrus bergylta (ballan wrasse)
Lineage: Eukaryota; Metazoa; Chordata; Actinopteri; Labriformes; Labridae
Gene: hnrnpub
Product: heterogeneous nuclear ribonucleoprotein Ub
Biological process (GO): regulation of mitotic spindle assembly; negative regulation of transcription by RNA polymerase II; CRD-mediated mRNA stabilization
Cellular component (GO): telomerase holoenzyme complex; inactive sex chromosome; centrosome
Molecular function (GO): pre-mRNA binding; transcription corepressor activity; RNA polymerase II C-terminal domain binding
Source: RefSeq, a predicted model, not a curated record
AUCCUCCCCCACACCGCAGGCUCCGCGCACACAGCUCUCUGCCGGCGGAAGAUUGGUUGGACGGUUCGGUUGCCAUUUGGCGCAUUUCUGAGCUAUAACCGUGAACAAAGGGCGUCCAUUUAUUUAUUUACCGUCGUAUUUUUUAAUCGUACAGACCGUCUAACAUUCAAGAUGAGCUCGAUUAACGUGAAGAAGCUGAAAGUGAACGAGCUGAAAGACGAGCUGAAGAAGCGGGAUCUGUCGGACAAGGGGCUGAAGGCCGAGCUGAUGGACCGCCUGCAGGCCGCGCUGGACGAGGAGGCCCUCUCUGGAGGAGACACCCCGCUGGACCAGGACGCUGCUACCGCGGCGUCCAGCGAAGGUUUCGACCAGGCCGCAGACCAAGAGUGUAUGGGAGAAGAGGAGGAGGGCGAGGGCCAGGUGGAGGAAAGCAUGGAGGCCAACGAGGAGGAGGAGGAGGAGGAAGAGCCGGAAAACGGGGGCGAAGGAGGAGAUGGCGCCGCCGAGGACGAGGAGAUGGGAGAGGGGGAAGAGGACGAGGAUGAUGAGAUGGAUCCCAUGCUGAAGGGAGAUGUGGACGACAUGGAGAAAAUAGAAGCGGAGGACGGUGAGCCCGGGGACCAGGCCGCUGAGGGGGAUGCGGACAAAGACACGAAUGCUGAUCAGAAGAAUAAGAAGGGUGUUAAGAGACGCCGGGAGGAACAUGGAAGGGGCUACUUUGAAUUUAUUGAAGAGAACAAAUACAGCUGGGCCUCAUUUAAGUCUCCUGUGCCACCUCUGGAGGAAGAAGAUGAGGAGCUUGAUGAAACAAAAGUCUGCCUUGAUGCCUACAACAGCGACCUGCACUUUAAGGUGUCACGGGACAGAUACAGUGCCUCAUCUCUCACUAUGGAGAGUUUUGCUUACCUGUGGUCUGGAGGCAAGGCCACCUAUGGUGUGAACAAAGGCAAAGCUUGCUUUGAGAUGAAGAUUACAGAGAAAAUACCAGUGAAGCACAUUUCCAGCAAGAACAUGGAGAUUCAUGAUGUGCAGGUCGGCUGGUCCCUGUCCACUGGCACCCUGCUCCUUGGAGAGGAGGAGCACUCUUAUGCAUACUCUGGAAAAGGCAAAAAGACCACCAACUGUGUGACCGAGGACUUUGGAGAAACGUACGAGGAGAAUGAUGUCAUCUGCUGCCUUAUUGACUUUGAGGGUGAUGAGUUUGUGUUGUCCUUCGCGAAGAAUGGCGGGGAGCCGGCUGUUGCUUUCCAAGUCAGCAAGGACACCCUCAACGGCCAGGCCCUGUUCCCGCAUGUCAUCUGCCACAAUUGUGCUGUGGAAUUUAACUUUGGCCAAAUGGAGACUCCAUACUUCCCCGAGCCCCAGGGCUACACCUUCAUGCAGCAGGUCCCCGUGAGUGAUCGAGUCCGGGGGCUCAAGGGUCCACAGACCAAGGCUGACUGCGAGAUUAUAGUGAUGGUUGGCCUGCCAGGUUCAGGGAAGACUACAUGGGUGAAGGACCAUGUUCAGGAGAACCCUGGCAAAUACUACAUCCUGGGCAGUGACACCAUUGUGGACAAGAUGAUGAUCAACAGUCUGAAACGCCAGUCAAAGGACAUCACAAAGCUCACUGCUAUUUCCCAGCGUGCACCACUCUUCCUUGGAAAGUUCAUUGAAAUUGCUGCCCGCAAGAAGAGGAACUACAUCCUGGAUCAUACAAACCUGUCUGCCCCGGGCCAGAAGAGGAAGAUGUGCUUGUUUGCAGGGUUCCAGCGUAAGGCUGUGAUUGUCUGCCCCUCUGAUGAGGACUACAAGCAGAGAGUCCAACAGAAAGUUGAGAGUGAUGGCAAAGAAGUGCCUGAACACGCUGUCCUCAAAAUGAAAGGCUUCUACUCUCUGCCUGAGGCGGGAGAGAGCUUCAGUGAGGUCAUCUAUGCUGAGCUGCAGAAGGAGGAGGCAGCCAAGCUGCUUGAGCAGUACAAAGAGGAAAGCAAGACCGCUCUGCCUGCCGAGAAGAAACCUAACCAGGGAAGCACAACACCAAAGAGAGGCGGAGGCCUGCGUGGUGGUGGCCGCGGAGGCAAGAACCAGUUUGGCCGUGGCGGUGGACCGGGCCAGAGAGGUGGCGGCCGCGGAGGAUUCCAGAACAGAGGCAACUUCAGAGGAGCUCCAGGCCUCCGUGGCGGCUUCAACCGUCCACCACGCGGCUUCCUGCCUCCCCCAGCUUACAGAGGAGGCUUCCCCAGCCGUGGAAACUUCAAUAGGGGUGGUCCCAUUCCAAGCCUUGGUGGAUCCCCCAGGGGUGGAGCCCCUAGGGGUGGACCCAUGAGAGGUGGCAACAUGGGACCCAGAGGGGGACCAAUGAACAGAGGUGGCCCAAUGCACAGGGGGAACAUGAACAGAGGAGGUGGAGGCAACAUGAACCGUGGAGGAAACAGGGGUCAUCCCGGACAGUUCCAUCAGAGAGGUGGUAACCGUGGCAACUUUGGCCACAAAAAUGGAAACUACGGUAACGACAGGAACAGAGGCAGCUUCGGCAACAGGAAUGGCAUGGACAAGGCCCAGGCCUUCAACCAGAGCUGGCAGCAAGGGUUCUGGAACCAGAAGCCGUGGAGCCAGCAGUAUCAGCCUGGAUAUUACUAAGACACUUGUUCUUACGGACUGGUGGCCCAAACCGAGAUCCACCACUAGCCAAGGAACAUCCCUCCAUCCUGCGUUUUGAUUUUCUUUUUUUUAAAACAACCCACUUUUAAUAAUCUUAAAGCCCUCGUCUGACCUGUAUGAUGUUGAGCAACAACAUUCCACAUCAGAGAGGAAACCAGGCAUCCUGAGUGUAUCUGAAGUUGUAUGUGUGUGUGUGUAUAUAUAUAUAUAUAUAUAUAUAUAUAUAUAUACACACACACACACACACACAUGUAUGAUGUGGGUUAAGUUUCGUUCAGUCAACUAUCCGUUUUCGUUGUAUAUUUCAUUCUCUUUUUUUUUUCACCACUUUUAAAUGACCUGCUUUUAAAGAGAAUUUCAUGUUUGUAUUUUCAGGAACCCCAAACAUUUUGCCAGCCUGGCAGAUGUUGAGUUUUUUUUUUUUUUCUUAGCGCUGUGCAUUUUAUCUGUGCUGUGAUUUUCUGUUUUGCUUUUUUUAUUACAAAUUGUAAAUAUCUUUUUUUUUUUUUUUUUUUGUAGUUUUAUGCGAAAUUUGAGAAUAACUCAUGAUUGAAUGGAACCUUGGCUUAUUAGUGAGAAGCAUGGUAGGUGAUUAUACUGUUAGACCUGUAUGUGUCAGUAUAGUCCACUGUCAAUCAGUUCAACUGAAUCCACAAAUGAAUUACAGCAAGCUUUUUUUUUUUUUUUUUUUUUUAAAUAAAUGUUCUGUUCCCAGUACCAAACCUGUAACCGAAACUCCAUAGACCUACAAUAAACAACUCGUUGGCUUUUUGUUUUAAACAUACUUCCUGGCUUAUGACUUUUGAUUCACUUCAAAGGUGUGUAAAAGACCUUUGAACGGCGAUGUCCCCGUUUGCUACUUCAAACAGUUGACAUCAGCCCCGCUACAAGCCCAAGUUUACGCCUCAUUACUUUAAGUAUUCCCUCCUGGUGUCCUGUCUUUGAUGUCUUUACAGAUCCUUUAAGCUAUUCCAGUGUACACCGCUUUGACAAAGUAUUUUGACAUUUUUAAGGAUACAAGUAAGCCAUUGUACUGCUACGUUCUGCCUUUAAAUUAGUGUUUUUUUUAAAUAAUAUGUGCUUAGAAUUAAAGGAUAGACUACACUUUGUCCUAAGGGAAAAGUCUGGAUCUUACUGUUAUUUUUUUUUAUUGUUUAAAAUCCCUUUAGUGCAGUAGACUUAAAAAAACAAAACAAAAGAAAAAGCAAGCACUGACCAGCCCCACAAACGAAAUCAGAACUGUGAAAGAAUUUCUUGAAAAUGAGUGUUGAUACCACCAUUAAAGUUUUGAGCAUAUAUCUGAUGAUCGGAGCACAACUCGGACUGAAAGCUGACAGGCAGGGUUAGUCAUUUUCACCAGCAAACCUAAAGGGCUACACAGCAUCACAACACAUCUAAUACAAACACCAUUAGCACUUCAUGAAAAGAAACGGAAAAGCCGCAGACCUAACCCUUUUUCUGUUUCUGUCAGUUGAAAAGGCACAUUUGGUUGUUGACUGUGUGGCCUGGUAAUAAUGGCGGCUGCUCAUAACGUGUCAUGAGCCGACAGAGGACACCCAGCUUGUGUUCCAACUCCAGACCAUCAUCAGAGUUGCAAAAAAAAACUGACAGUAGAUCAGACAAAAUAUGGUUGUGUGUGAGCCCAUUUUUUUUUUUUUUUUAAUUUUAACUUUUGAAUCCGAGUGUUAUUUAUAAGCGUGUAAAUAUUGAACCACUAUUUCAGCCAUGCACGAAUGUUCAUAAAAUUGACUUCUAAAUGUAUUGUGAUUAAGAAAGUGUUAGUUUGCCCGAGUACUGCUGUGUGAUGAUUGUCUACUAUAUUGAAAUGUCUGGAGAGUUUGUGCCCUCCUCUUUUAAUUGUACUGGAUCCAUAAAUCUAUCCGGAUGACGAGCUUUGAGUUUACAGUAUAACCUAUAAUAACACGACAGACUAUAUUUUUAAAUGGCUUUAUGUUGCAGGGUGUAUAUCAGGUCUUUAAUGUGUAAACCAACAAUGCAAAAGCUUUUUCUAUCAGACAGUUUCUAAUAUUUGUGUUUUGAAGAAGAAAAUUGCGGUUGAAUUUUUUAUUUUAUUUCUCUCUCAACUCUAUUAAAGUUUACGAACUGGUUAA